Molecule: messenger RNA, 1793 nt
Organism: Microplitis mediator
Lineage: Eukaryota; Metazoa; Arthropoda; Insecta; Hymenoptera; Braconidae
Exons: 2
Coding region: 140-1234 (364 amino acids)
Biological process (GO): proteasome-mediated ubiquitin-dependent protein catabolic process; regulation of proteolysis
Cellular component (GO): cytoplasm; nucleus
Molecular function (GO): ubiquitin protein ligase binding
Source: RefSeq, a predicted model, not a curated record
GCAAACGGAAGCGUGGACAUAGCAACAAACCACUAUAGUAAUUAUACCUUAUUGCCACGUCAUUGAUGAUUCGUAUUAGAAAAUUACAUUAAUUGUGUUCAUCGCAGGAAUCAAAAAUGAAAAGUUGUGUCAAUUCAAAAUGCCUCUACAAUCAAGACUUCGAAACUUUAGUAUAACCUCUAAAAGUUGGGAAAUACCGGAUAUAAAUCAAGUACUUGAGCGUGCAGACCGCACCGGACAUGAGGACCCCGUCACUCUGGAUAAGGAGUUUUCUUACGAGUUUAGAGGUCAAUCAAUCAAGUGGAAGGUCGAAUUGAAAAUUUCAAGUUCAAAGUUAUUUCCUGGCGGGCUGAGUUUAUCAUUCAUCCCUAUAAGCGGAAUUGAUGAUAACACCUGUAACUUUUACCUGGUUGAUAUCAACAAAAAUCAUCUUUACAUUGGACUGAGUGACCAAAGUACUUAUACUAAUCGUGAAGACCCAGAUUUCGUUCCUGACCGUUUCCAGAGAACAAAAGAAGAUCUGCUUCCAAACAAUACCAUGACACUGCUCAUAGAAAUUUUUUCUUACUGGCAUUUGGAUCGUUGUUCGUUGAUACCUCGUCCGAAAAUUUUACCAGCUCCAAUUGAUUACUUUGAGUUACACAGACAAGAAGAUCACGGUGAUGUUGUUGUCAUACAGGUGCAGGGUAAUAAUAAAUGUAAUACAUUUUCAGUGCAUAGAAAUCUUUUAAAAAAAAGUUGUCCUGUAUUGUACGAAGAUGUUGUUCGUCAUCAACAAACAUUCGGCAGCAAUAACAAUUCUGAAUUAACUCUUACGGAUAUCGAUCCAGAGAUAUUUAGAAAAGUUGUGGAAUAUAUCCAUACUGACAAGGUCUGUGACUUAGAUGAUCAUUCAGAGUAUUUGCUAGAAGCCGCUGAUAAAUAUAAAUUGAUAAGACUGAAAAAAAUGUGCGAAAAGUCGAUUGGCUUGAACUGUCUUUAUAACCUAAAUGCUCCAGAGAUUUAUGAUUUAGCUAUCCGUUGUCACGCUCCUCAAUUAAAAAAAGCUGCCCUGAUUGUUCGGCCGAAUAUUGAAAACCCCACUGCACCCACGCCCGGGACGAUUACCGGAAGAUCUACAAGCGAAUAUGAAUUUGAAAUAACGGUUAUACCCGAUAUGCAAGUUAGCUGCUGGUCGACAACCUACAGCCGCAAUCAAUCGCCAAAUUGGCCGCAAAAGUUGACAUUUCCAUAAGUUGACGACAACUUUCCGAGAAACUUCCCGGGAAAAAAUGAUCAGACCUGACCAUGCCUGUUCAUGUAUGAUCAGGCCUGAAAUUAGACCUGAUCAUGCCUGUUCAUGUAUGAUUAGGCCUGAAAUUAGACAUGAUCAGGCCUGAUCAUACCUGUCCAUGCCUGUUCAUGUCUGAAGCGUUAAAUACAGUCAGGUCUGAUCAUGCCUGUUCAUACCUGUCCAUGCCUGGUCAUGUCUGAAGCGUUAAAUACGCUCAUGUCUGAUCAUACCUGUCCAUGCCUGGUCAUGUCUGUUCAUGCCUGUUCAUGUCUGAAGCGUUAAAUACGCUCAGGCCUGAUCAUACCUGUCCAUGCCUGUUCAUGCCUGGUCAUAUAUGUUCAUGUCUGUUCAUGGCUGUUCAUGUCUGCUCAUAGAUCUAAAAUUUUGUUGACCAAGAAUCUAUCACGUAUAAGAUUUUUAUUACUUGAAGUUUAUACGAAACUUACUUCUCAACUAAAUCUCUUAGGUCAGUGGGUAGCGAGUUACACUUUCGAGCGCAAGGUCCACGGUUCAAAUCCUG